Messenger RNA from Camellia sinensis, 3652 nucleotides. Its product is annotated as alpha-1,4 glucan phosphorylase L-2 isozyme, chloroplastic/amyloplastic. Gene Ontology annotation, cellular component: cytoplasm. NCBI's taxonomy places the organism in Eukaryota, Viridiplantae, Streptophyta, Magnoliopsida, Ericales, Theaceae. The record is from RefSeq and is a predicted model, not a curated record. Gene Ontology annotation, biological process: glycogen catabolic process. Gene Ontology annotation, molecular function: glycogen phosphorylase activity; pyridoxal phosphate binding.
GAGAGAGAGAGUGGGAAAAUGACAAAUGAAAAAAUCUCGCUCGUUUACAACAUGAACCCAGUGUGUAGCUGAACCAAACAAGAAGAUAAGAGGUCUCUCUCUGUAUAUUGUUUCCAUUCUGUGUCACUAUCAGCCGGAGAGAGAGUGAGAGUUUUUAGAGAGAGAAAGCAAUGGCGGCAUCACCAUUCUCUGCAACAAACUCAAUUUCACAUUCAAAUUCGAUCUCAAGCUUCGUUAGUCUCAGCCAAAGGUACAUGAAUUCGAAGCCGUUACUGAUCAGACCUCCGCGUUCUUGUCGUUCGCGGAAAAGCCUGACUGUGAAGAACAUCGCUAGCGAUCAAAAGCGAUCACUCAAUGACUCUCCUUCCGAAGAAGGAGUUAUUGGCAAUCGCGAUUCCUUCAGGCCAGAUUCUGCAUCUGUUGUGUCAAGCAUCAAGUACCAUGCGGAAUUCACACCGUCAUUCUCUCCAGAGCAGUUUGAGCUUCCUAAGGCGUUCCACGCAACUGCGGAAAGUGUUCGUGAUAUGCUCAUUAUAAAUUGGAACGCGACAUAUGAUUAUUAUGAAAAGAUGAAUGUAAAGCAGGCAUAUUAUUUGUCCAUGGAAUAUCUUCAGGGUAGAGCAUUGCUAAAUGCAAUUGGUAAUUUAGGGCUUUCAGGGGCUUAUGCAGAGGCUUUGAGAAAGCUUGGGCUCAAUCUGGAGGAUGUAGCUAGGCAGGAACCAGAUGCUGCACUUGGAAAUGGGGGAUUAGGGCGGCUAGCCUCCUGUUUCUUAGACUCUUUGGCAACACUGAAUUACCCUGCAUGGGGCUACGGACUUAGAUACAAAUAUGGCUUGUUCAAACAGCUCAUUACAAAAGAUGGUCAGGAAGAAGUUGCAGAAAGUUGGCUCGAGAUGGGCAAUCCUUGGGAAAUUGUAAGACAUGAUGUCUCUUACCCAGUGAAAUUCUAUGGUGAAAUUAUUCUUGGCGAAGAUGGAAAGAAAGAAUGGGUUGGAGGAGAAGAUAUUAUAGCUGUUGCCUAUGAUGUCCCCAUACCAGGAUAUAAAACUAAAACCACUAUUAACCUUCGGUUGUGGUCCACAAAAGUUGCACCAGAAAAUUUAGAUUUGCGUGCUUUUAAUGCUGGAGAGCAUGCCAAAGCAUAUGAGGCACUAAAAAAGGCUGAAAAGAUUUGCUAUGUUUUAUACCCUGGAGAUGAGUCAAAUGAGGGCAAGACUCUAAGGUUGAAGCAACAGUAUACACUUUGCUCUGCUUCUCUCCAAGAUAUUAUUGCGCGAUUUGAGACGAGAUUGGGUGAACCAGUGAGCUGGGAUACCUUUCCCAACAAGGUUGCAGUACAAAUGAAUGAUACUCACCCAACACUCUGCAUCCCAGAGCUGAUACGAAUAUUGAUGGAUGUGAAAGGUUUGAGCUGGAAGGAAGCCUGGGAGAUAACUAAAAGAACGAUAGCAUACACAAACCACACUGUUCUACCUGAAGCACUGGAGAAAUGGAGUUUGAAGCUUCUGCAGGAACUGCUUCCUCGACAUGUUGAGAUCAUAAAGAUGAUUGAUGACGAGCUAAUUCAUACCAUAGUUUCCGAGUAUGGCACGGAGGAUCUUGACUUGUUGCAACAAAAAUUGAAACAAAUGAAAAUUUUGGAUAAUGUUGAGUUACCUGCCUCCAUCAUGGAAUUGCUUGUUAAACCAGAGGAAAACCCUGUUGUUGAUUCUGUUGAAGAAAAUGAAAGUUCUGAAGAAGCCAUAGAACCUACUGGUAAAGAGGAUCAAUCUGAAGAGCUAGAGCCACUGGUUAUUGAGAGCAAAGAAGAACUAACAUUUGAACCAGAACCAGAACUGCCUGAGAUUGUCCGUAUGGCUAAUCUCUGUGUCGUUGGUGGGUGUGCAGUAAAUGGUGUUGCUGAGAUUCACAGUGAGAUAGUGAAAAGGGAAGUUUUUAAUGACUUUUUCAAGUUGUGGCCUGAGAAAUUUCAAAAUAAAACAAAUGGAGUGACACCAAGAAGGUGGAUUAGUUUUUGCAAUCCACAUCUAAGUAAAAUCAUAACCAAGUGGACGGGAACAGAAGACUGGUUGAUAAACACUGAGAAGUUGGCAGAUCUUCGAAAGUUUGCGGAUAAUGAGGAGCUUCAAUCAGAAUGGAGGGAAGCAAAAAGGAGCAACAAGAUGAAGGUUGUGUCCUUUCUCAAAGAAAAAACCGGAUAUAUUGUCAACCCUGAUGCAAUGUUUGAUGUGCAGAUUAAGCGUAUCCAUGAGUACAAGCGACAAUUGUUGAAUAUAAUGGGAAUUGUUUAUCGCUAUAAAAAGAUGAAAGAAAUGUCUCCUGAAGAGAGAAAAGAAAAAUUUGUUCCUCGAGUAUGUAUAUUUGGAGGAAAAGCAUUCGCUACAUAUAUCCAAGCCAAGAGGAUUGUGAAAUUUAUCACAGAUGUGGGGGCUACAGUAAACCAUGAUCCUGACAUAGGUGAUCUUUUGAAGGUUGUCUUUGUCCCUGAUUACAAUGUCAGUGUCGCAGAAGUGCUUAUUCCUGGCAGUGAACUGUCCCAACACAUCAGUACUGCUGGAAUGGAGGCUAGUGGAACCAGCAACAUGAAGUUUGCAAUGAAUGGCUGCAUCAUAAUUGGAACCUUGGAUGGGGCCAAUGUUGAAAUAAGAGAAGAGGUCGGAGAAAAUAACUUUUUCCUGUUUGGUGCCCGUGCUGAGGAAAUUGCUGGGCUACGAAAAGAAAGAUCUGAGGGAAAGUUUGUGCCGGACCCACGAUUUGAAGAAGUCAAAGCGUUUGUCAAAAGAAGUGUUUUUGGUCCCUACAACUACGAAGAGCUGAUGGGAUCCUUGGAAGGAAAUGAAGGUUAUGGUCGUGCUGAUUAUUUCCUAGUUGGCAAGGACUUCCCGAGUUAUUUAGAGUGCCAAGAGAAGGUCGAUGAGGCAUAUCGAGACCAGAAAAGAUGGACAAAGAUGUCAAUCUUGAACACAGCUGGUUCAUAUAAGUUCAGCAGUGACCGAACAAUUCAUGAAUAUGCAAGGGACAUAUGGAUGAUUGAGCCCGUUAUAUUACCAUAAAGGGAUUGCAUAGUCAAGAGGGGAACCAAGUUUUUCCCAGGUACCCUUUUCGCAUACACGACAAAGUCUUAGUAAGCAAAGUAGUUCCAUAGUUGAUAAUGUUAGUUAGCUAAAUGUAGUACCGCUGAGUUUAAUAUCUCCUAAACUAUGUGAAAUCAGAGCAGUGUGACAUGCACCACUUUUUCAAAGAUAAAAUUGAGAUUAAAACUUCAAAAUUACUUGGUUAGUGGGGUUAGUUACGCAAAUGCAGUUUACUUUUUGUUCAUUUUAGUUAUCCACAGCAUGAUGAGAGAGAGGGAAGAAUUGGAAAAGGAACUGGGCAGAUUUGGUAAUAGUGCAUUAGGCCAUAUUUGGGUCAACUGCAAAAAAAUAACCUUGAAAAAAGAGGGGAGAGACAGGUAGUGAAGAAAAGUAGCCAUUGCAAUUUGUUGGUCCAAGUGCAAAACUACAUUAUUCAAGGGAGGGUGGUGCCUACGUCCGGUGGGUCCAAACCAUCCUGACCCUAAUGGAAAGAGUUUGAGGGAAUAUCCCAACCCGAUUAUAUAUAUUAUUGUAAAAAUAUUGCCUAAUAAAUUUAUUUAUUUCUAUAUUUUUGUUAA